GCAGAAUGAUUUGUUGUCGGUGAAACAUUGCGAGGUAAACACUUAUGCGCGGCUGUUUACUCGAAAAUCGUUGAUAAAAUUUUCCUCAUCGUGGAAUUUAAGUAGUUUGAAUGUAAUAAAUAAAAAUGUGAAUGAAUUGUUUAUCGAAUGUUGAAUAAGUAAGGGAUGCUUUCAAGCAAAACUUAAAAAUAUACUCGUGAAAAAAGAAAUUUGCAAUUUUAACACGAUUCAACGCGCAUGAAGCGAACGACCGGCGCGAGUACUUGAAAGUGGUUUUGCAUAGUGAACGGAAAUUGGAAAAACUGUCAGUUGUGAAGGUCUGUGUAAUAGCUAAAAGUUCAGAAAAAAGUAUACCCAGCCAAAUACCAUGAAAAAUAUACAAUAAGAGCGAAUCUCUAAACUAAUUGCAAAAAAAUCCAAUAAAGUUUCUGAAAACCAAAGUAUAUUUGUGUAUUACAAAAUAAAAAUUAUAAAUUGCAAAAUAACGACAAAUACUUCCAAAUAUUUAAUAUUUAACACUCAAUUUCAUUAUCAAAUAACAAUGGAUUAUUAAAAAAAAAAAUCAUUAAUUAAAUUAAUUAAAAAAUUAAAAAUAAGUGAUAAAGUAAAAAGUGUGUUUUGAACUGAAAAAUCAAUGUAUUACAAUAAAAACAUGCAGCUGAUAUAAAUUAAGCAACAAAACGGCUUUUGAAUGCAAAAAAAUUGGUGCGAAAAAUUCACUGCCGCACGUAAACAAUAGCAUUCCAGUAUUACACCAACAAUUGCGAUAAAUAACAAUAUUUGCGAAAUUGUGAACACCAAACGGAAGUGCAACACAGAGUUCGCCGGAAGUGAAUGUGUAAAUCUUAAAAUCAAAAAUGCAUUAAAUCAACACCUCUGGUAAUCCACAAUCGAAAAGUGUUCAAACAAAAGUGCGCCGGUACAAAACAAACCGUCGAACUAACAUAAAUAAUCCACACUUCCUGAAACCCACACACACACACACACAUCGCUAGCAUGGAGGACGAACUACGUUGCCCGACAUGCAAACAACUUUUCGCCAAUCCGGUUUUGUUGCCCUGCUUCCAUGCCCUCUGCUUGGGCUGUGCACUUGACAUACAGACCGCUUACACGCCCGCCUCAGCAUUGGCCGCUAUCAACGCCGGCGCUGGUCUCGUCUCGAACGGCAACAUCAACGGCGGUUGCCUAGUUCAUUCGCAUCCAUUGCACGGCACAACAGCACAUGGUAGCACCGUUACCACCACUGCUACAGUCCAUUCACACAGUGGCGUUGGUACGCCAGCACCACCACCUUCACAUCCACCGUCGACACGUCACUCGUCGAAUAGUUCAGCCGCCAGUACUGCCAGCUCGGCUACGGGCAGCGAAAGUGUCACAUCCGAUCAGGAUCAAGCCGAUAAGGUGAGCAUCUUGAGUGAGGCUGAUUCGGGUGUUGUCUGCUGUUCGAACACAUCUCGUCCGGUUUCGUACGCUGGCACUGCACAGUUGCAGGGUUUAUUGCAGGGCGCUGCUGCUGCGCCACCCGGUGCCGCUUUCUAUCUCACCUGUCCGCUCUGCCGGAAGCUGGUGUUCUUCGACGAGGGUGGCGUGCGCAACUUGCCCGCCUAUCGCACCAUGGAAUCGAUUGUUGAUCGUUUUUGUGCACGCGAGGCGCUACGUUGUCAAAUGUGCGAAACAGAUCCGAAGGUCGCCUCGACUGUGUGCGAGCAAUGUGAGAUACGUUACUGCGAUGCAUGUCGGGAGCUGUGUCAUCCAGCACGUGGGCCGUUGGCCAAACAUAAUUUGGUGAAGCCGCGCAAUGCGGCACCGCAAAGAGAGUCCGUCUGUGGCGACCAUGCCGAUACGUUGUCAAUGUACUGUUUGGUGUGCAAGAUGCCCGCCUGUCCACAGUGCAUCGCCGAGAAACAACAUCCCGGACAUGAAGUGCAGUCCAUCAGCGUCACUUGCAAGGCACAAAAGGUAAGUGCAUAGUCGAUAAUUUAUUUAUUUUGCCAAUGUCUAUAUGAAAAAGUUUCCUAAAGCUCUGCGGAGGGGGCGUUGCAAUGCGAUAUCCUUAUAAAAACACGUUCGCUUUAAUGAAAUCGAUAAAUCUUACAACACCUAAUGGCACUUUGCUGGUUGCUAUGCUGCUUACUUCCUUCUUUGUAGUAUCCUUUACUCGUUGCCUUACGCCGAGGUCGUUCAUCAAGCUAACUAAAGUAACGCAUAAAUCUUUAUUUGUAUUUAUUUACCUA
This is a messenger RNA of Anastrepha ludens (Mexican fruit fly), 2234 nucleotides long. Its product is annotated as E3 ubiquitin-protein ligase TRIM9-like. The transcript has 2 exons. The record is from RefSeq and is a predicted model, not a curated record. Gene Ontology annotation, molecular function: zinc ion binding. The coding region runs from base 997 to 1971 and encodes 324 amino acids. Lineage: Eukaryota; Metazoa; Arthropoda; Insecta; Diptera; Tephritidae.